Giardia duodenalis is the source of this 444-nucleotide messenger RNA. RefSeq names its product Skp1 family, dimerization domain-containing protein. The transcript has a single exon. The record is from RefSeq and is a predicted model, not a curated record. The coding region runs from base 1 to 444 and encodes 147 amino acids. Lineage: Eukaryota; Fornicata; Diplomonadida; Hexamitidae.
AUGCUAGAGUUGGUGGCAUCGGACGGAAAGACAUGGAAAGUUGGGGCUGCAGAGUUAGACGCGCUUCUUGCUAAUCACAGGGAGUUGGUCGAGGACGGAAAACUCAAAUUGGAUUAUCCCUCAGCCAUAGUCGAGCACGUCGUGGAAUGGAUAUCAACUUUUGGAAAAGGGUCCAUAUCAUCGCAGGACGCACAGAAAAACAAAGAGCUACGGCAGCAGUUCUUCUUAUUGCUGAGCAAAGAAGAGUUGCUAUCUACAUUGGAGAUAGCGGAAAGAAUUGGACUCAAUAGUCUCUUAGAUGGUGGUGCGCAAUAUGUGUCCGAUCUUCUCUCCAAUAUGACAGAUGCAGAAAUGAAGGCAUAUCUUGAUGUAGAGCGAGACCCCCUAAGUGCUGACGCUGAGGAGAAGGUCCAUGAGCUGUUGAAAUAUGUUACAGAGGAAUAG